UACUUCGUUCCGAGGCACUUCAUGUUCCCCCGCUCUCCAGGUUAUUUAUGCUGCAUUUGAAAUCUCACUGACUUUCAUCUCAAGUGCGUUCGUUUUUAUAUAUUAAGAUAUUUUAUUUAUUUACAUUUCAAUAUGAAUAUGAAUUAACUUUGGUGACAUUUUCAAGACAUUAUAUAUUAUCUCGAUAUAUUUUGUUGUAAUAUAUAGUAUAAAAUCAAGUACAGUUGUUUUUCUUGGAUAUGACUAUUCUCUCAGGCCUACUUGUCCGUUUAUAAAUUAUGCGUAAUAUUUGGUAACGCCUUUUUCACUUCCCCUACUCAUUGUUAUUUGAUAGUGAGUGUUUGUGUGAAGAACAAUAAACGUCAUGUUGCUAUGCCAGUGAGAAAAGGAAACGUCGGCCAGUGACCGCGGUCAAGUGCAACAACAACAAAAAAUGUCCUGACACCUGUUAUAGAAGUAAUACAUUUGAGUGAAUGAAAAGGCAUAGACCUAAGUAAAAUAAGAAAUUCGUUUGUUGGGACUUGAUUGAGGCAGAAGAAUAGCCGAUUUACUUAUGGCAAGUCCGGAGAGAAAUAAGAAGAUUUUGCUUGAUAUGGUGAAACAGCCCAGCAACGACCAUUGUGCCGACUGUGGGGCCCCUGAGCCAGACUGGGCCUCAUACAAACUUGGUGUGUUUGUAUGUGUGAACUGUUCUGGGACACAUCGGGACUUUCCUGCCAUCAGCCAGAUAAAGUCCUUACGCUUGGAUUUCUGGGAUGAUUCCCUAGUAGAGUUUAUGAAGACAAGGGGUAACGCAGUAGUCAAUGCGUUCUAUGAGAAGUGUGUUCCGCCCUUCUACUACCGGCCACAGGAGAAGGACUGUGUUGUUCUUAAAGAUCAGUGGAUACGUGCUAAGUAUGAGAGGAGAGAAUUCACAGGAGAGAAUAACUCCCUUCAACAAGGUUAUAGUUCAGGACUUUACGAAGGAAUACUAUGGAAGAAAGGCAAGGACAACAAGCAGUUCCUGAAAAGGAGAUUCCUGCUCUCUGAAACUGACUUUACCUUGAGAUACUUCACCAACGAGGAUUCCAAGAAGCCCAAAGCAGUCAUCUCUAUGAAGGACCUCAAUGCCGUGUUCCAGCCGGAAAAGAUAGGCCAUGCCCACGGGCUUCAAAUCUCCUACCUGGAGGAAGAACGGACCAGAAACCUGUUUGUUUACCAUGACAACAGCCAGGAAAUUGUGUCCUGUUUCAAUGCGAUUCGGGCCACCCGGUUUGCUUACCUCAAGAAAGUCGACCCAAAUGCCAGGGAGUGUGACCUCGUACCUUUGAUAACCAGAAGUAGCAUUAAAGAAGGCUACAUGGAGAAAACCGGCCCAACGCAAUGGGAGACAUUCAAGAAGAGAUGGUUCGUCUUAAACUUAACAGACAGAAAGAUGUCCUACUUCAAAACUUCACUGGAUGCUUUGGAACUAGGAGCUGUCUUCAUCGGCACAGAGGUCCAUGGCUACUCUGUGAGGGAGGUCCAGCCUAAGGGGAACCGCAGUGGCAGGUGGAGGUUCGGAGUCACCUUGGAGACGCCAGACAGGCAGUUUGUCUUCCUGUGUGACCAGGAGCAGGACCAGAGGGAGUGGAUAGAAGCCUUCAAACUAGUAAUCUCCCAGCCUAUGCUACCGCAGCACUACAACACUGAGGCAAACAUGAGAAGGAUGACAAAAUGAAUGGUGUAUAAACCGGAGGAAAGGAAAGCCGCAUUUACAGGAAGAAAUGGCAAUGUGUGAGUCUGGCUGCCUGUUUCAGAGAGCCUACCAGUGACAGGUGGAGGCUUCUCACAAGAGGGGAUCAGUGAACUCUUCAAUGGAGUCAUGUUUAUUGGAAAAUGAUGAGAGGCUAAAUGAACUCAGGCUAAAGAGGCUAAAUGAACUGAAGAGCUGCCAAUGUGGAUCAGCACUGCUAAUCAUUGCAAGUCACCAUUGUCCAGGGCACCUUGCAAACCGGUGACAGGACUCACUAUUAUGAGAUGGGAACUGAUGUCAUUGUCGGGGACAUUGGGAAUGUAAUAUAUACUUUCUAUAUACACUCAUAUACACUGAGCGUAUAAAACAUUAAGGACAUCUGUUCUUUCCAUGACAGACUGACCAGGUGAAGGCUAUGAUCCCUUAUUGAUGUCACUUGUUAAAUCCACUUCAAUCAGUGUCUAUGACGGGGAGGAGGUUAAAUUAAGGAUUUGUAAGCCUUGAGACAAUGGAGACAUGGAUUGUGUAUGUGUGCCAUUCAGAGGGUGAAUGGGCAAGACAAAAUAUUGAAGUGCCUUUGAACAGGAUAUGUUAGAAGGUGCCAGGCACACUAGUUUGUGUCAAGAACUGCAACGCUGCUGGGUUUUUCAUGCUCAGUAGUCACGUGUGUAUCAAGAAUGGUCCACCACCCAAAAGGACAUCCAGCCAACUUGACACAACUGUGGGAAGCAUUGGAGUCAACAUGGGCCAUGUUGGGCCUGCAUCCCUGACACCUUGUAGAGGCCAUGACAUGUGACAGACCGUUCUCAAAAUAGGUUCUGGGCAUACUGCCAAAUUGCAGCUACUGAUGGUGAGGAUUCGUUCAGUAAGCCACUUGCAUGUGUGACAGGUUAAAGGAAAUAGUCAUAGCCUGUUAUACAUUUAAAAAGUAUUAGUAAGUUCAUAGUAUGUGAGGAUCUUAAAACAUCUAAGGUUAAAAAGAUGCAUUCAGUAUCAGUUGAUAAAGAUUGAUAACAUUCAUAUAAUUGUGUUAAAGUUCAAAUCUGUCAAAUGGUACGAAUUGUGAGAGUAAUGUGUAAAUGUUAUAUUGAUUACUUGAUUUUGUAGUGCCUAAAAGUGUUAAUCUGUGAUCUACGAAAUGCUCUUAAUCUAUGAGCCGGAGAUCGAUUGCUCUGGUCUCCACCCAUAUUCCUGGGGAAAAUCGCGGUCUUUUUCUCAUUCAACUAAACGUUAAAUUGAGAAUACAACACCGUAUCACUCUCGUGAUUAUUUCUCCCCUGUUUUCAGGUACUUUAUUGAUGAUAAAAAUAGUAAUUACAUGUUAUAACUCACUAACAUGUCAAGAAUGUUUAAGGUGUGUCUUAGUAACGUUUUGAGGAAGUUAGAGUUAAGUUUGAAGAGAGUAAUAUUAGCCCUGCUCGGUUGAAGUGAAGAAUAGCAUCGUACUGAGAGUAGCUGCCAUUUUAUGUCGAUUGUGAAUGAACAUGUACGUUGUUAAUAAGAUAUUUUGCUGUGUUAUUUGUAUAAUGGUUUUUCUGUUGUUUUGUAAUGUGUUACUUUUGUGAAAUCAUUCAACUAAACGUUAAAUUGAGAAUACAACACCGUAUCACUCUCGUGAUUAUUUCUCCCCUGUUUUCAGGGGCGUAACAUUUUUGGAGGCUCCGCUGAGAUUGCUGCUCAGAUGUCCAGUUUCCACACCCUGAGCCAGCUAAAUCUCCACAUAACAACUCAGGCAGGCUGCAGUGAGGAAAGUGUUGCUGUUCGAGGGAAGUUGGAAGUUAGUGGUUAAGUACGUGUCAACUGAGGCCAUUGAUCGACCAUCAGAGACAGUAAGGACCAUCUAAUUCAGAGUCAACUCCUGCACAGUAAAAGUUCCUCCUGUUCUGUCAACAUGACAAGCACCUUGGAAGAACUACAGGAAGAGGUAGUAGGAGAAUUGCACACCCUGACUAAAGACAAAUUACUAGAGAUAUGUGAUUUCCUUGAAAUAUCAGGCGAACAGAGAAGAGAUGUUAAAGACAAAUCCCGCAUAGCAUUAAUGACUCGCAUUAUGUUGUUCCUUGAAAGAGAGGAAGUUGCAGAGUUAGAAGAUGGCGGCAUGUCGGAAUUGUUGCUACUUAGAGACGAAAUGACAGAGAUGAUCAGUGGCAUAGAUAACAAAACAGGGCAAAUUGACCAUGAUAUUGAACCAGCCGGAACACAUCACAGAAUAGAGGAAUUGAGAACUGUAACUCCACAACAAGGGGUGGGAACUGAGCAGAUUAUUGCAGCCAAAGCCAGUGAUUCUCUGCGUCAGCCCCAACAACAUGCCAAUCUUCAGGGGAGCGUGCCGCUCUCACCCAAUGCACAGCCCAGCUCAUACUGGCGCAAAGAGUUUAAAAUUUCUGGUCAGAUAGGUGAACCGGGCCAGAAAGAAAAACUGAUUUUUUCCAGCCUUGUCCAUCAGAUUGAAAAUGGAGGAUAGAGGAUAUCCUGAGGUAGAAAUAGUAGACGCAGUAGUCAGGGCUAUUUCUCCAGGCUCACAGCUACGCAGCUACUUGGAAGGUAAACCCCAGCUAACUCUUCCCACACUUAGAUGUAUCCUGCGUUCCCACUUCCAAGAGAAGAGUGCAACAGAGCUUUACAAACAGCUAGCUUCAGAAGCACAGCAUAGCAAGGAGACCCCUCAAAGUUUCCUGAUGCGCGUUUUAGAUUUGAGGCAAAAAGUACUGUUUGCAUCCCAGGAGUCAGAAUCAGGGCUUAAGUAUGACCCUGCUCUAGUCCAGAGCAUGUGUUUUCACACAGUCCUUACGGGUCUCCAGAGUGACAGUAUCAGGAUUGACAUGCAGCCUCUCCUGCUAGAGAGCAAAACAUCAGAUGAGGUUUUGCUAGAGAAGCUUAACAUUGCGUGUGCUAAUGAGAGAGAAAGACGAAACAAAAAGCGGUUUAAUGCCCCACAGCCUGCUACAACUGUAAGUGUAGUCCAGUUAGAAGAUACGCCAUCUGCAAAGAGUCCUGUGAAGGAAGCCAAAACUACGAUACCCGCAGGACUGUUAACAGAGUUAGCUGAACUUAAGACAGGUGUAGCUUCUCUAAAAGGUCUCAGUGCAGAGAUUGCUCAGAUUAAAGAGACAUUACAGCAGCCUAUGUUUCAGUCACCGCCUUGUGCCUAUGCCCCACCCCCAGUUAGGAGGCCAAAUAGGGACCCCCAGCCACCUGUUUCCCAGCAGCAGUAUUACAGCAACUACAGUCGGUCCCAAGCACCUGACCCUGCGCAGCAUCAAUAUGCACCUAACCGGUAUACCAACCACUCUGCUCAAGCUCCAAGGAGGUGUUUUGUCUGCCAGCAGGCCAGAACAGAUGCACGCUGCACACACUGCUUCCGAUGUGGGAGUGGAGAACAUUUUCAAGCUGGAUGUAAAAUCCGGGGAGCCAGACCAUCAAGGGAGGCCCCUUUAAACGGAAACGGGUUACCGCUGAGGGACGAGUGUUAACCGUAGCUACCAAAAAGUCCCAGGAAUGUGCAAAUUGUGCCAGAGAAGAUUCAUUUGAGAACCUGAAACAAUGUUCAUCAUGUAAAGAGACACUGUACUGUUCCAAAGUAUGUCAAAACCAAUAUUGGACUAAACAUAAGGAAAAAUGCACUCAACUGAAAAUUGACUCUAAUAGUGAAAGGUUUUCCUGUACAGAGGAAAAUGCCCACUCCUUACCAUCCCUAGCUCAAGGUUGCCACCCCCGUAAGGUCACCUCGCUAGUAGGCAGACAGUGCCUUAUUGAGUGUCACCUGAAUCGCCACCACCUCCAAGCUCUAUGGGACACAGGCUCUCAGGUAUCGGUCAUUGAUGAAAGAGGAAUCUCUCCCAAACGCAAGGCUGAGAGAUGUUUCAGAAAUUCUGGACUCACCUGAUGAUCUAAGGUUGACUGCAGCAAAUGGGACUGAAAUGCCGUACCUGGGAUGGAUUGAAACAACUUUUCGGCUAGCCUCUGAAACUGACCAAACAAAGGAACUGAUCAUCCCGGUGCUGGUAAUGAAAGGCUGUCACCUAUCACAUCCCAUCAUAGGUUUCAAUGUUAUCGAGCACAUCCUGACAAUGACCGAAAAGACUAAACGAUACAGUACAGUAAAAACAGCUUUCCCAAGCCUCAAUAGAAACAAGGUGAGAGCUUUUAUACAGGCUGUUAGCGCAGAACAGACAGAUGAAUACGCAGUGAAAACCAAGAAAGAGAAGGUUGCUGUACCAAAACACAGUAGCAUUCAGAUUGAGUGCCGUGUAGCUUCCCAGCCUUUCAAAGAUGACAUGACAAUGCUUUUCCAGCCAGACCUGAACCCGCAGUGGCCAGACGACCUUGAGUUCUUUGACACACUAGUCAGAGUCAGGAAAGGUGUUUUUCCAGUUAUCCUGCUUGAUGUCUCUAACCCCACUGACCACGACAUUGCCCUGCUAGGACGCACAAUAAUCGGUACAGUACAAACCAUUAUGACUGUGUUACCUGCCCAAGUCUUUGAAAAAACUGUCACCCCAGCCACAGUGAAUCACACCAGCGUUCGAACCCCAUGUACUGCUACUGAACAGUGGGAUCCACCAGUAGAUUUAACUCACCUAACCGAAGAACAGAGAGAGGUUGUUAGGCAAAUGCUUAGAGAAGAGUGUCACUCCUUCUCCAGAUCAGACAAUGACAUUGGCUGCAUUGAACGAUUGAAAAUGACUAUUUCUCUAAAGGACUCUGAACCAGUAAAGCGCACAUACAUGUCAGUGCCCAGGCCACUGUAUCAGGAGAUGAAGGGUUACAUUUAUGACCUCAUAGUCCAGGGCUGGGUUAGGAAGUCAAACUCUUCAUAUUCUUCAACUGUCGUGUGCGUUCGUAAGAAGGACGGGACCCUCCGGUUGUGUAUAGAUUACAGAGACCUGAACAGAAAGACACAUCCCGACUGCCAGCCCAUCCCUCGGGUCCAAGACAUCAUGGACAGUUUAGGUGGUAAUUCCUGGUUCUCCCUCUUAGAUCAGGGGAAAGCGUAUCACCAGGGGUUCAUCUCUGAAGAGAGCAGACCACUGACAGCAUUUGUGACCCCAUGGGGACUCUAUGAGUGGAUACGUAUGCCAUUCGGCCUCAUGAACGCUCCUGCAGCUUUUCAGCGGUGUAUGGAGGAGUGUUUGGAAGGGCUCCGGGAUAACAUCUGCAUUCCUUAUCUGGACGACACGCUAGUUUUCAGUAAAACAUUCGACAGCCAUGUGAAUGAUGUGCGAAAAGUUUUGCAGCGUCUCAGAGAGUAUGGCAUUAAACUCAAGCCAAGUAAGUGUGAUCUCUUUAAACCCCAGGUCCGUUAUUUGGGCAGAAUAGUGUCUGCAGAGGGCAGCCGAGUUGACCCAGCCGAUUUUGAAGCAGUAAGAGCAUUGAAAGAAAUCAGACCAGAGACUGUGGGCCAGCUCAGAAAAAUGCUUGGUUUACUCACUUACUACAGACAGUACAUCAAAGACUUUUCUAGGAGUGCCUGCUGCCUGUAUGACCUCCUGAAAGCAGAUUCAGAGAAAUUACCUGACCACCCAUGGAAAACAAAAACAAAGAAAGUAAGUCAUGUGGUGCCCUCAAACAAGCCAAUCCUGUGGACUGACCAGCAUCAACAGGCACUUGAACAGCUGAUUGAGUAUUUGCUUCACCCACCAGUUUUAGGUUUCCCUGAUUUCACUCAGCCAUUUGUUGUACACACUGAUGCGUCACACCAAGGCUUGGGAGCAGUUCUUUAUCAAAAGCAAGAGGGGAAGCUUAGGGUCAUUGCUUAUGGCUCUCGAACCUUAACAGCAGCUGAGAAGAACUAUCACUACCACUCGAGCAAGCUAGAAUUUCUAGCUCUAAAAUGGGCAAUCACUGAUAAGUUCCAUGACUAUUUGUACUAUGCUCCGACCUUCACUGUAUACAGCGAUAACAACCCGCUCUGCUACAUUCUGUCUACUGCAAAACUGAACGCAACCACUUCCAGGUGGGUUGCAGACUUGGCUGAUUUCCACUUUACAAUAAAGUACAGGCCAGGCAGAGAGAACGGUGAUGCAGAUGCUUUGUCAAGGAUGCCACUGGAUGUAGAGUCACUGAUGAGAGAAUGUUCUGAGGAGCUUCCACCAGACACCAUCUCCGCCACGAUACAAGCAGUUGAGGUACAGAAAGAGGCUGUUGUACCUUGGUCAUUUUCAGCUGCAUCUAUGGCAGUAUCAGCUGAAGGUGAGACAACCACUGCAACAACCAGCUCGAUCCCAAAAGAUGGGAUAAGAGAAGCACAAGAAUCUGAUCCGGUCAUCCGUCCUGUGCUCAAUUUCAAACUGUCUGGUUCCAAACCGCCAGUUAAAGAGCAAAAGAAAUUCAGUCCAAAGACAAAAUGCCUAUUCAGAGAAUGGGACAAAUU
This is a messenger RNA of Oncorhynchus kisutch (coho salmon), 8087 nucleotides long. RefSeq names its product arf-GAP with dual PH domain-containing protein 2. The record is from RefSeq and is a predicted model, not a curated record. The transcript is spliced from 11 exons. Bases 554 to 1699 code for a protein of 381 amino acids. Gene Ontology annotation, biological process: heart development; positive regulation of GTPase activity. Gene Ontology annotation, molecular function: GTPase activator activity; phosphatidylinositol bisphosphate binding; phosphatidylinositol-3,4,5-trisphosphate binding. Gene Ontology annotation, cellular component: intracellular membrane-bounded organelle; cytoplasm; plasma membrane. NCBI's taxonomy places the organism in Eukaryota, Metazoa, Chordata, Actinopteri, Salmoniformes, Salmonidae.